AUGGAGCAGAGGGUGAACGACGGAGUAAUAAAAGGAAUAUGUGGAGAAGCACAUGACCAGGACAAUGGUCAAGCGCUAGAUUCGCGGCAGAGGGAUAUAUGCGAGUUGACACUUAUAGCAUUGUCCUUUAAACAUGGAAUUAAAUUGGGCGCGUCCGGUGAGAACCCAGAGAGUGCGAAAACUGGGGAGGACGGCAUAAUGCAAUAUAUGAAAUGUAUUUUAGUGAAUAUAUUUAUGAAAAGAAUAUUAGGUAAAACAUGUGUGGACACAGAUGGUGGAAAAAAUGCAUUUAAUGCUGCAAAGGGCUUGAUGACUGCGCAAUCGGGAACACCGCGCAAUACUACAUGUGAGGGCAAGGAUUUAAUUUCGGGUGACAAGAGCAAGAGGCCGGAAGAUUGGACAUUGUUGGAAAUAAUGGGCAGGUGGUUUGAUAGGCAUACGAAAGGAUUGAAGGACGGUAAUGUAGGAGCAUUAGGGGAAGGUUGCAUGGUAGAAAAAAAAGAAACACAUGGAGGAAGGGAGGAAAACCUGGGUGACUUGAAAGAGACAGUAAAAAAACAAAUGGAAGAGGUUGGGGACGAUAUUGCGAAGAAGAUAGAGAGAAUAUUACCGAAGGUAAAAACAUGUACAUCUAAAGAAUGUGUGAAGAGUGCAAUAGAACAAGAGAAGCAGAAGGACUCCCUUCCGAAAGCUCCCAAAGGUAAAGGAGACCAACAGUCGGGACCACCGCGGACGUCACAGGGCACACAGGCAUCAUCAACACCAGGCGGGUCAGAUAAAAAGGAAGGAUUGCUUCCUCCCCAGAAAGAAGCAGAAGCAGAAGCACCAUCAUCGCCGAAACUGGUAGAUGCAGCACCGGAAGGAAGAUCAGAGGACCAUGGAAAACCACCACUACCACCUCCAGCACCGCCGCCAGCGCAAACCACAUCAGAUGGAGACACAGGACCAGCAGGAGCAGUAGGAGGACCCGAUGCACCGGAACCAACAUCGCGGACACCAGCGGGGGAAGCACCGAAGGUGGAACCCGCAGAUUCAAUAACACAUGGUUCAGGACAAAAACCAGAAGGACCUACACUGGGAGCAGAACCCUCAUCACAACCAGCAUCAGCAAUAAAAGAAAGUGAAACCAAGAAUACUCAGGACAAAGCAUCAGUCGAUGGAAUUCCUACAGUUGGUUUACCAUCCUCUGGUGAGGCCGCUUCCCCAAAGGAACAUCUAGGACAAGCAGGUUCCGCAGCAGGUUCCACGUCUACGGACACUAGUAACACUGUGGAGAACCAUGAACAGGCUGAAGCAUCCGGCCCCCCAAUUGCCGCCGACGGGGAGAACAGCCCAAAUGACAGCACCCAGGAUAGUGUAUCAAAACCGGGGGCACAGCAUAACAGGGACAAUCAGGAAGAUACUGUAAGUCAAGGUUCUGGUAGUCAGAAUGGUCAGCGUGAUCCAGACGCCGUACAUGUAAAAGGUGCUAAGGACCAUGCGCGCGAAGCUGGUCCUACUUCUCCUAAAGAUAAUACUGAGGAAGAUACUGGUCAGGCCACGGCAACAACUGUCAGGGUCACCCACACUGAUGGCCCAGAUGGUAAUAACAGCCAUGCAGGAGCUUCCUGCACCGCGGACUCCAGUUCAAGUUCCAGCUCCAGCAGUGGUGGACAGGCUCAAAAUAACUCACCAGUACCAACACACGUUCAGUCGGCCGGAACACAACUUACCUCCUCACCAUCCAUUGAUCAAACCACUGUUCCAGUAGGACAGGGCACACCAGCUACCCUACCUGAUACAUCCAGUGGAAAAGCUAAUGAAGCAGGUAAAGCACCCACCUUAAGAGAUAGAGCAUCCAGUUCAGGAGGCAGUACCCUCCGUGAGCAACAACCUACCGCGUGGUCCCCUGAACCCUUCGACCCCAAGGAUCUCAUCCCCUACACCCCCGCGAUCAUCCCCGCGGCGGUUGGUAUUGGCAUCAUUGCCUUUUUCCUCUGGAAGUACUUUGCCUUCCUCGGAAAAAAACGACGACGAACGUAUCGAACCGUUCGUGACGUGCCGUCACCGCCACUCGACGAAGAAAUAUUGGAGCAUUUACAACGCGGCGCGCCGCCAGCCGAUUACGGGUACACGAUGGUUAGGGAUACGCAACCUUCGUCAAUAUCCGGUAGAGGACGCCCACCACGCGUGCAUACACGCACGAUCAUCGAGCUACAUCUAGAAGUGCUCAACGAAUGUGAAGCCACCGAGUGGGAAAACGUCAAAGAGGACUAUUGGAAGCUGGUCGUGCAGGAGUUUGCGCGUGACUUGGAGCAGGAAGGGGACACGAAUAACAAUACCUUGGGUGUUUCUACCUCGCACGCCGCUUUAGCAACCCACGAUGCAACAACCGACCAUUCCACAACCCAAGGCCGCCUAACGCGUGAUCCCACCGCAACGGAUGUAUGUCCACCGCAUGACUGCGAUUCAUGGAGUUGUAUGGAACAUAUCGACUUCGAUGCAGAACAGCAUGCUCAUUCCAGCCACAGGCAGGCGAACUCAGCCCACGAUUGGCAUACCCAUUGGAUCCCUUGGAUUGACCGCAACAAACAUAUUAUGCGCGAGUUCACGACGCAGCCGUGGUUUAAUUCCCUCAAAUCGGAAUGGAAACAAUAUUAUCAACAACAUGCCUCAAGCGCAAUGUCCUGGCAGAGCGAACUCGGUGAAGCGGCCACCGUGAAGAUGAUGAAACUGCGGUUGUGGAAAGAAUGGGUUGCGCAACAACAUCGGCAAAUGCGUAUGUAUAACGCGGAGGAGUGGUUCCAACAUUUGUUGCAUACUGUACAGGAGGAGACAGUGUCGGACAACGGCGCCGUACCACGAGUAGAAAAACACUUAGAAGUGGAACAAGUAAUGGCAGCAGAACAUAUGCUACGAGUGACAGCUAUACCAUGCACCCAACCACUGCAUCCGCAACCUUACAUGAAACAACGGUUAACCGCUAACACAUGGAUACUGAUCCUGGCAUUAGUCAUAGAACAGUGCGAAGUCGAACGCAGUUUGCAGGAGAAGGAGUUAUAUGUGGAUGAUCUAUUGGAGCACCUGUGA
Plasmodium fragile is the source of this 3069-nucleotide messenger RNA. RefSeq lists its product as uncharacterized. The transcript is spliced from 3 exons. Lineage: Eukaryota; Apicomplexa; Aconoidasida; Haemosporida; Plasmodiidae. The record is from RefSeq and is a predicted model, not a curated record. Bases 1 to 3069 code for a protein of 1022 amino acids.